AUGACCGAGGUAAUGAACUCUCUGGAAUCGGGGGCAGAGGAUUUUUGUGGUGGUGGGGGUGGGGGUGGUGGGCGGUGACUAUUCCCCGAUUCCCACGAAAGGCAUCCAAAGUUGUCAAAGAGGCUUCCCUCCAUCGUGGUGGAGCCGACAGAUGGGCCGGAAGUGGAGAGCGGCGAGCUCCGGUGGCCGCCGGAACCCAGCUCACCGGACGCUCAGACCAAAGCACUUGAUGAGGUCCAAACUGGAUCCGAUGAUGGGGCUUCAGGGGCGACGGCACAGACCUCCAACUGACAUCACCCUGCAGAAAAACUAAACAUCGACGGUAACUUACUAAGUAACGUGUGGACCCGUGAGACGUCCAAAAGAAAAGCAUUUAGAAACAACACACACACACACACACACACACACACACACACACACACACACACACACACACACACACACACACACACACACACACACACGCAAACAUGCAGGGAUCUUGAGGUGGCAACUAGGCUUGCAAAAGUGUAGAACAGUUCCGGAAUUCGGUGAAUAUUCCACAUUGGGAAUUCCUGGUUUAUUCCCCAAAACUAGUAACAUUUAAUACCUUGGAAAUUUCA
Messenger RNA from Hippocampus comes (tiger tail seahorse), 602 nucleotides. Its product is annotated as protein LBH-like. Lineage: Eukaryota; Metazoa; Chordata; Actinopteri; Syngnathiformes; Syngnathidae. The record is from RefSeq and is a predicted model, not a curated record. The transcript is spliced from 5 exons.